Dunckerocampus dactyliophorus (ringed pipefish) is the source of this 6289-nucleotide messenger RNA. RefSeq names its product BCL2 associated athanogene 5 (gene bag5). Bases 319 to 1776 code for a protein of 485 amino acids. Gene Ontology annotation, biological process: regulation of inclusion body assembly; protein stabilization; negative regulation of protein ubiquitination. Gene Ontology annotation, cellular component: membrane; cytoplasm; nucleus. The transcript is spliced from 3 exons. Lineage: Eukaryota; Metazoa; Chordata; Actinopteri; Syngnathiformes; Syngnathidae. Gene Ontology annotation, molecular function: adenyl-nucleotide exchange factor activity; protein-folding chaperone binding. The record is from RefSeq and is a predicted model, not a curated record.
GUUGUACAGGCUAGGCGGGGCAGGGUAGGUGAGCGACGUCCCUCUAUUCCAUAACAAAAUACAGCUUUAACGGCAAACGGAUGUCGCUCUGUUGCAGCUAAAAUGUAAUUUUAAGUAAUUGGCUGCCAGUGUGUGUCCUGCCCUCGGUGACGUUUAAAGAGAUGUGAAGGUUUGUGGGCGGGGCCACAGUAGCCCUCAGCAGUGGUGCUGAUGCUGAGCACAGCUGCGUCGCUCCUUUAAAAAGAACACAUUUUUUUGGUCCGCAUUUUCUUUCUAACAUCACCGAGCUUCACCUGAUGGGAAGACACUCCAGUUAAGAUGUGCGCCAAUGUGUUCGGAGUGUUGAAGAGCCUCUUCGGGAAGCCCUUUGAUGGUGGGAAGAGGAUGGAUAAUGGGGGGACCCAGCAGCAGCAGCAGCCAAUGGAACAGCAGUACCCUCCUCAGCACCCCGCCAUGAUUCGUCUCUAUGAGGUGCACAAGGAGGUCACCUCCCUGGGCCCUCAGGUAUGCACCUUCAGCGGCCUGCAGGACGACCGCGACUACAAGCGUCUGGAGCGCGACCUGACCCGCCUGCUGCUGGAGGUGGACCAGGUGGAUACGGAGGGCAAAGUGGAGUUGCAGGGGGCGCGCAAGCGGGCUGCACAGGAAGUGGAGGGCCUCCUGCGUUACCUGGAGGAGAACGCCACACACCCGUCUCGUCUGGCCAUUGAGGAGCUGAGCAAUGAGGCGCGGCGGCUGAUGGACCAGCGCGUGGUGGCGCCACAGCGCUCGGGGGGUGUCGCGGAGAUCGAUGACGAGCUGGUGGAGUUGCUGCAGCAGCUGGUGCUGAGGCUCACACAGGUGAAGACAGAGGGAAGGGUACCUCUGCGGAAGGCCCGCUACCGGGCGUUGACGCGGCUGUGCGCCGUGCAAGACGUGAUGGAGGGCCGCACGCAGCAGCAGACCCUCUCGCUGCCGCUCUCGGGCGAAACCCACACUGCUGUGCACUGCAUCAACCAGGUGAUGGCGAAGGUGAGCGUGGCGCGCAGCCAGCUUGUGGCCCUGCUGAUGGGUCUGAGCGGCAGGGACAGCUGCGCUCACCUCUCACGGCUUCUGAUGGAGAUGCAGGUGGAGCUGGACGCUCUAGACGUGUCCGGGAACGCUGCCAUCAGGAACUAUCGCAAACAAGUGGUGGAGGAGAUCAAUGGUCUGCUGAAGCAUUUGGACCUGGAGGGGGAGGGAGAAGACACUCGCAGGUACGACUUGGCUCAGAACAACUCCAUUCGUGAGAUUGAGGCUGUGCGCGCUCACGUGUCGCACCUGCGUGAGGGCGUCCUGCGUCACUGCAUGAUGGGCGAGCUGGGCUUCCGGCCCAAAGCUGAGCUGCAGAGCCUCCUCACGCACCUGGACCAGGUGGACACGGCCAAGAACCCGUGUAUCCGCGAGGCCCGCCGCCGCGCUGUGGUGGAGGUCCAGGCCAUAAUCACCUUCCUGGACCUCCGCGAGGCCCUUGUGUGCCGCCAGCCGGGCCCCAGUGAGCACCCGUCUCACCGGGCUGUGUGGCUGGUCCUGGGCAGCCUGUCGGACCUCCAGGCUCAGGUGCUGGGCUUUGAUGGCAAGCGCGCUGACAAGAGCUACAUGAUGUUGGAGGAGCUGCUCACCAAGCAGCUGCUGACGUUGGAUGCCGUGGACCCGCAGGGCGACGAGGGAACCAAGGUGGCGCGCAAGCAGGCGGUGAAGUUCGCCCAGAACAUUCUCAACUAUUUGGACAUGAAGACGGACGAGUGGGAGUACUGACCCUCGCUAACCAAUGAUGGGACUUCACUGCAGCAAUGACAUGGGCUGUAAAUAUGGACUUCAAACCAGAAUGCACUGCAGCACCACUUUCCUUCUCCUUGUGCAGCCUGCUAAAAACUACUUUGAAACACUUUAGUGCUUUUUGUAGACUGUCAGUGUGUGUGUGUGUGUCAUUGUGUUGUAGUGUGACUGUAGACGCCUGCUGUUUAAACCUCAACAAUGUAGACACCAUGAAGGCAACCCACCUUGACUUUGAGAGCUUGGCUACAGAGCAGAGCUGUGUGCUUUAAGGGAAUGAUGGAGUUCUGGCAUGUAGAGUGAACCACAACCAGAAGCAUGAGCUCAGGGCGUAGAUGUGCGGCAGCUGGGGGGCGAGCUCAGAGACGUCUACUUCCUGUUUGAAGCGUUUGUGAUGUCGUGCUGGGCUAUAAAAGGAAGUCAGAGACAAAUGGAGGAGGAUGAAGAGGCUGUUUGUAGAUGAGGAUGACGACUGACGUCCACGAGGCUGAAAAAUAAAGCAGGAAGAUGGUAGCCAGCGGAACCUUGUAGAAUCUCUGUGCCUUCAUGUUCACGCUUCCCAAACCGCCUUGUAUCAUGUGACCAGACACCUGCACCCUCUGAUCACCGCCGUCCUCAAACACAGAGUGUCAUGAAGAGCACAACAAACUUGCACUAAUGUGUCCUCUUUAGUCUGUAUUGAUUUACACUGCAGUGUCCAACCUGGACUUGGUGUCCUAUAAGUGAGUAUCAUGUAGGCCGGGACGUAAAAAUAUACUUGUUAAACAGACUGCAUGUACAAGGGUUUUGGGACAGCCACGGGAAGUGAGUAUCUGCAGCUAGAGAGGCUUCCGCUCUCCAGGAAAACUGUGUCCAUGUGGGAACUUUUUUCGAUCGGUGAUGUAUGUCCACAGCAAACUCCUCCAAGCAUACCUUUAUCGACCUUGCUUUGUGCACUGACUCUAGCCCAACCUCUCAUGUCCCAACACUUCAGACCAUAUAUCAUGUUAUUAGAGCUGAGCAAGUGUCAAGUAUUGAAGGUGAAGCAUUGCCACCUUACAAUUCAAUGAUGACAGGAAUGUGUUCUCACCACCUUAUUAUCUUUCAUAUUUAGCAUAUUUAAGUUAAUUAGUAUUUGUUUUGAGAUUGACAGACUUAAAUGUGAUGUAAGUAAGGCUCUGUAACAGUAGCUUUUGUUACAGUAGUGUUUGUAGGAGGUCAGAGAUUAAAUGAGCUUUUUUUUUUUAGCUUUAAUGUGAGUCAGUGGUGUCCAAAGUGCAGCCCGCUGCUUGUUUUGUUUUUUUUAAUUGGCCAGUAGCAUUAUGGGAAAAGAAUUAUAGCCAAGGUGGGAAAAACAAACAAGAUAAUAUUAAUACUAAUUAAAUACACUCCUGAUCAAAAUUUUAAGACCAGUUGAAAAAUUGCAAGAAUUUACAUUUUUUGCACUGUUGGAUCUUAAGGAGGUUCUAAGUAGAGCUUCACAAUGCAAAAAGAAAUGGGAGUGAGACAAAAAAAAUAGUAAGCAAUUUAUUGCCAACAACCAUGAAACUGAUAUAGGCCACAGCCUUUUUAAAAAAUGUGGAUUCAUUGUAAUUUUCUGUCAGGUAUUCACACUGUCAUUAUCUCUUGACGGCAAAGGCAAAAUAGCUUUCUCUCUUUGAACGUGGUGGGAUUGCUGAGCUGCAUAAGCAGCACCUCUCGCAGUGUGCCAUUACUGCUGAGGUUGGACGCAGUAAGACAGUCAUUUUAAACUUAAAAGAUCCUGAGGGUUAUGGAACAAAAAAGUGACAUAGUAGAUCCCAAAAAAUGUCACAAGCCCUGAGCCGGAGGAGCCGAUUGACUGUCAAGACGAUCCCCGGCUCAAAUGAUGGUUGUUACUGGUGCCAAGUGCAGUGCAAUAACCUUCAGAAGGCAUCUGCAAGAGAACAAAACAUGUCUUCAUCUCCUUCAACGCCACAAAACUGUCCAUUUGGAAUUUGCACAAGAGCUCCAAACAUGGGACAUGGAAAGGUGGAAGAAAGUUUUAUUCUCUGAUGAGAAAAAAUGUAACCUUGACAGUCCUGAUGGCGUCCAACAUUACUGGCAUGACAAGGAGAUCCCACCUGAGAUUUUUUCCACACGGCACAGCGGAGGGGGCACCAUCGUAAUCGGGGGUGCGUUUUCCGUCAAUGGAACAAUGGCGCUUCAGGUUGUGCAGGGGCGUCAAACGGCAGAUGACUAUGUGGAGAUCUCGCAGGGGGCAUCCCUCAUUACUGACGGCCCUUGUCUGUGUGGUAAUGACUGGAUUUUUCACCAGGACAAAGCUGCAGUUACCAUUGCCCGCCUGACAGAGGAAUAACUUCACUCUGAUCGAAAUCCAACUGAGAACAUUUGGGGAUGGAUGGCAAGGGAAGUUUACAAAAAUGGACAUCAGUUGCAUUCAGUAGAUGCCUGCCGUGAAGCCACGUUCACCUGGAUUGGCCUUCUGGAAACUGGCAUCAAAUGGUGCAGAUACUCAUUCUCAUACUCAGUCCUUUUAAAAAAUAAAAAUUGUAUUUUACAGUGUGUCUUUUUUUUUUGUUAUGUUCUUCAAACUUUUCAUCAGCUGUUACACAGACUAUUUCAAUUUAAUGGUUAAAUUGCUGACUGAAUUUUUUUUUUUCACACUCCAAUUUCUUCUUUUUGCAUUUUGAAGCUCUACUUACUUUAACCUUAAGAUCCAACAGUGCAAAAUGUAAAGUCUUGCAAUUUUUCAACUGUUCUUUAAAGUUUUGAUCAGGAGUGUACUUUGUCACCUAUAACACAGUUUUGUCUUUAAAUAAAUGAUGUCCCUUCCUUUUUCCCUGUUAGUCGCCAGAGCGAGUCACUCACAUGAGUACACCUGACACAAAUCUGUCCAGGAACCCUUUUAUCUUUAAAGACAGCCAAACCUUGUUUUUUGUACCCCCCCCCCCCCCCCCCCCCAUCCCCAUCCCCCCAGUUUUCGUCGGAAAAUUCUGCUAAAAUUUUGCGUCCGUUUUUAUGGAGUAUCGCACAUAACAAAGUAUUCUCAAAUGCCCUGAAGUGUAUCGUUCCACUGAAUCGGAUUCCCAAACAAAGCACCCUAUGCGUUGCUGACUCACUGUCAUUUUUUAUUGCGUGCAACUCUUAUAUGGAGAGUGCAACAGAGUAAAUAACCCACCUUUUAAAUAACCACCACUUUUAAAGAAAGUUGUGCGUGCCAGCAAGUUGAUAAAUAAGGUGAGAAACACAACUGGAUUCGAUCUCGCCAGGAUGCAUUGGAAGUCCGUAUCAAUAAUUGCUUCCAGCCAUUCAUUAUUUUUGCAUUGUUUUCUAACUAUAUUCUCUAUAAAAUGUAUUUUUUGUUAAUGUUUUGGGUCUCUGUAACGCAUUAAUUAGCGUUACAUUAUUUCCUAUGAAAAAAAUUGCAUCGGUUUUGGUUACGUUUGGGUUUUUAUCUGACCUUUUUGAAUGGAUAACUGAUGAAAACAGAGGUAUCACUGUAUAAAAAAAAUAUUUUUAGUCUUUAUUUAUCCAAAAUGAAAAAUGUAAAAAUGCCCCCGCAUCCUUUUGAUUAGUCAGCAUGGUGUAAAAAGUUUGCCCCCCCCCCGGAUGUAGGUCAUGUUAGGUUUAUUUGAAAGAUGGCACAUGCAUGUUAUAACUAAAAAGUCAUAUGUCCAUGAUGGACAAGACAGUCCUUUUAUUUUACUCUAAAAUACAAGAUAGUCCUUUUAUUUUGCUCUAAAAUACAAGACGGUGCCGCUGUGUCUUGUGCUUUACUAGAAUGUCCUCCGCUCUCACUGACGUGCAUGGGCACUCGUCUAAAACUCUUCAGAUCAGGACCAAAUAUGUGGUGGGUGUAUUCACACUAUUUUGACGCUAAAAGCAAAGUCGUGCGUCCAGUCUGUGGAACCAGACUCCAUUACACUGAAUGUUUUAUUUCACAUUUACAAAAGAAUAGUUUGACUAUAACAUUUUAACUCAGGUGUAUCCAGACUGUUUCCAGCCAGGGUCUAUACAUAAAAACGUGAAAAUUAUUAUUAAAAAGCUAUCUGAACAAAACAAUCUUGUGUGUUAUAGGUGACAAAGCAAAUUAGUGUCAUAUCUAAUAAUAUAUCUCAUUGAUGAUUUUUAUUUUUACAGUAUGCAGAGGGCCGAUAAAACGGAGGCGCAGGCGGAAAAUGGCCUUUGUGUUGCACUUCGGACACGCCUGCUCUAACUGGUAAUAUUUGUUAUUUAUGGUGCAGCUAAAGACGACAUCAUGAAACAAGCAGUCUAAUAUGUCUUACUGGUCCCAUGUCAGAUGUCUCCCAUCCAAGCGAAAAGAGAACAUGACGUGUACUCACGGUUGCCAUGGUAACUCGGGCAGCCAGCAGGUCAAAGAGAAGAAGCGAAAACAGCUGCUGUGUGAACACAAACAUUAGAUUUAGACAAUUUAGUCUUUUGUGCAUAGCCAACACUUGAAGUGCUUUUCACUUUUCAUGUGGACGAAUGUGCUCAAUUUGUGUCUGAAAAGAAAGAAUGCUACUGAUGAGAA